AAGAAAGGCAUUUGCUAUCUCUCUCGCCCUCAUAGUAGAAACUAGAAACCACGCCCAUUAGAAUAGCAAUGAAGAAAACGCCAUGAACCAUCUCGCAACCUGUUCUUUUGGCUUCUAGUUUUCCUUCUUGUAAACCCUCAAAAUCAAAAUCGUCCUGAUUCCGCCUGCAGCAGCAACUCAGCACGAAGGUUCAAACCAUUCUUGCUCCCUUUCGUCAUUCCUUCAGAUCCGCUGCAUUUUCGGCCUCGAAUUCACGAUCUCUCUGUCCGAUCCCGCUAGAAGAAAACCCCGAACUCUUCUAUCGUCGCUCUUUGUGUAUAUUUCCCGUUCUUGCUUUCUCUGCUUCUACUGAACCCAGGCCACAUUUUGUUUCCUCUCUUUUCUUCCUUCUCCCUUCCGGUCUUUCUUUCUUCUCUCUUGGUCUAUUACCAUUUCUGUUCUGCUUCCUUCUAUAGAGCUGGGUUUAAUUCCUAAGUCCUCACCCCCAACUGCAAUCGGUUUUGUUUGGUAACUACUGACUAGUUAUAGUCCUUUCUGGAGAAAACCCUAGAACUACUUUCUGCUUCUUUCUUGUUAGUUUGCCUUUGAACUUUCUUGUACAAAUUUUGGGUUUUGGAAUAAUCUCGGCGAGCUUAACGUUAGGUAGUUGGUUUAGUUAGCGAUGAACAACAGUAGAGCGAGGUAUCCUCCUGGUCUUGGUGUCGGGAGAGGCGGAGGAACGAUUGCCAACCCUAAUUUUCAGUCAAGGGUUCCGCAUCAGCAGUACGUGCAGAGGGGUUUGAUGCAGAACCAUCAGCAUUUUCAACAUCCCCAACAGGAACAUCAGCAACAGCAGCAGUGGUUGAGGAGGAAUCAGCUACCUGCUGGGGAUUCCGAUGUCGAUGAGGUGGAGAAGAUAGUUCAAUCUGAGGCCGUUGACUCCAGUUCACAAGAUUGGAAGGCAAGCCUAAAGAUACCUCCAGCAGAUACGCGUUACAGGACGGAGGAUGUCACUGCUACUAAAGGGAAUGAGUUUGAGGACUAUUUUCUGAAGCGUGAACUUUUGAUGGGAAUAUACGAGAAAGGGUUUGAAAGACCAUCUCCAAUUCAAGAAGAGAGUAUACCUAUUGCACUUACUGGCAGUGAUAUUCUUGCUAGAGCUAAAAAUGGAACUGGGAAAACAGCUGCAUUUUGCAUCCCAGCUCUUGAAAAAAUUGACCAGGAUAACAAUGUUAUUCAAGUUGUCAUCUUGGUGCCAACUCGUGAGUUAGCUCUUCAGACUUCUCAAGUGUGUAAAGAGCUUGGAAAACAUUUGAAAAUUCAAGUAAUGGUUACUACCGGAGGUACAAGUUUGAAGGAUGACAUCAUGCGUCUGUAUCAACCUGUACAUUUGCUUGUUGGGACUCCUGGAAGAAUUCUAGAUCUUGCGAAAAAGGGUGUCUGCAUUUUGAAAGAUUGCUCAAUGCUUGUUAUGGACGAGGCUGAUAAACUCUUGUCUCCAGAGUUUCAACCUUCAGUGGAGCAGUUGAUUCGUUUUCUUCCUGGAAGCCGUCAGAUUUUAAUGUUCUCUGCUACAUUUCCUGUUACGGUGAAGGACUUCAAAGACAGAUAUCUUCACAAGCCUUAUGUCAUUAACCUUAUGGACGAGUUGACACUUAAGGGUAUUACACAGUUCUAUGCUUUUGUUGAGGAACGACAGAAAGUCCACUGUCUGAACACUCUCUUCUCUAAGCUGCAAAUAAACCAGUCAAUCAUCUUCUGCAACUCAGUUAAUCGUGUGGAACUGCUGGCCAAGAAGAUUACAGAACUUGGCUAUUCGUGUUUCUACAUUCAUGCAAAAAUGCUGCAAGAUCACCGUAAUAGAGUGUUCCAUGAUUUCCGCAAUGGAGCAUGCAGGAAUCUUGUUUGUACUGAUCUAUUUACCAGAGGUAUAGAUAUCCAGGCAGUGAAUGUUGUUAUUAACUUCGACUUCCCCAAGAACUCGGAAACAUAUUUACACAGGGUUGGUCGUUCUGGGAGGUUUGGACACCUUGGUUUGGCUGUGAAUUUGAUAACCUAUGAGGACCGUUUCAAUUUGUACAGGAUUGAGCAAGAACUUGGGACUGAGAUAAAGCAGAUUCCUCCACAUAUUGAUCAGGCAGUCUAUUGCCGGAUUGAAUCUGGGGCAUUUGAAUUCUGAAAAGAUGGAAGAAUUGGUGGUAGAAGGCAUUUGUGGGCGGUGUUGUCUUAAACUGGCAUUGCUUGUUAUUGAGCGUAUUACGAGAACUUGAUGCCCUGAGCUGGUGAAGAAGAUGGUAGUAGGCCUAGGAGUUCAUUGGUUUCUCUCUCUGAAAGCCCAACUUAGAUAAUGUUUGCAUGAUGGUCUAGCGAGUCCUUUUUCUAUGUGUGCGUUUUGUUAUUUGACCUCUUCCUUUUCCUCCCUGAGUGGUUUGGUACAGUAUUUACUACGUCCGAGGUGAACUGUUGCCUUUGGUUGUCGGCCCAGACAAAAGAAGGCACCACCAACAUUUCCUCGUUUCAGCUAUCCUCUGGUUUCAAUGACAGUAAUAAAGUGUUCUCUGGACUUCCAAGUUGCGAGUUUGGUUUUCUGUGUUGGUCACAUUUUCUUGAUAGAGCUUCUGAUUAAAUGGUGGCGUGCGUCUCUCAACUGGCCAGUACAAAAUAUCAUGUUCCUUGGUUUUGCUUCCGGUGGUUUGAGGGUAACGGCAACAUGAGGCUGGUACGUAUCUAACAGUACAAAGCCUCCGUUUUAGUGGGGAUAGGUAAACUAUUGGUUUGACUUUGUUUCUUCAAUUGGUUCUCAGCGUUGAUUUUGUAAUUUAGUUUUCCAUUUGGAGGCGAAUUGAGAGUCCUCUAGGGGUUCUUCAACAGCUCGCCGAGUUGGCAAUUGAAUUUAAUGAAUGAGUUUGGAGCUGAUGCAGGCUAAGCUUUGAACUUGAUCCUUGCAGCAAAGCAAUGCCGCGCUAGUGGCAGGAGGAACUGCUUCAUUCUGUACUUUCGAGCCAGCGAUAUUCGCGACUGGUCAUGAGGUAGCAGUUUUGAAGAUGGUGGGCAACGAUUGGUUACAAAAUAUUGGAGAAGCCUAAUAAGUAAUAUGGAUCAAAAUGUGUCCAUUGCAUCCAAUCCAAAUGGACCUAGUUCAGUAACAAAUGACUCAUGGCCAGUGUGAUAUACAUUUUUGGAAUCACUUCACCGCAAUAUACAUUUUUGGCCAAUGUUCUGUUCUUGCACCAGAGUUGCAGGCAUUUAGAGACGGGAUAUCUAACAUGGAUGUUUUUUUUUUUUGGCAAAA
Molecule: messenger RNA, 3271 nt
Organism: Linum tenue
Lineage: Eukaryota; Viridiplantae; Streptophyta; Magnoliopsida; Malpighiales; Linaceae
Source: the annotation of a GenBank genome assembly